Mauremys mutica (yellowpond turtle) is the source of this 2958-nucleotide messenger RNA. It is a transcript of the gene TIFA, whose product is annotated as TRAF interacting protein with forkhead associated domain. The record is from RefSeq and is a predicted model, not a curated record. The transcript is spliced from 3 exons. Gene Ontology annotation, molecular function: protein binding. Gene Ontology annotation, biological process: canonical NF-kappaB signal transduction. Lineage: Eukaryota; Metazoa; Chordata; Testudines; Geoemydidae. The coding region runs from base 397 to 957 and encodes 186 amino acids.
AACCACACCACACCCCGCCCCCCCGACAGGCAAGGGGAGGAGAGUGCGGGGGAAACCCUGUCCCGUGGCAGCUCCGCACGAAAAGACUCGAGUGCUCGCGCCGAGCCUGCAGAGCAGCAAGCUCCGGGCGCCGGAGAGGCUCGUGUAGCUCUCCCGAGUCUGCGCUGCGCUGCGCUCUGGGCGCCCCGGCAGAGAUGGGAGACCAAAGCACAGAGAGGCUUUGGACCUGAGCAGAGCCACAAGUCAAUGGCAAAACUGGAAAUAGAACUAUUGUGAUCAAGCUGGAGUUCUUCACUUCAAUCCGGUGCUCAAGAUGCUAGACUAUGUUUACUACCCAUGGUUCUCUAUAAAACAAGUACACAUUAAUUAAUCAAUAUUCUGAGAAGGAUCAUCAUCAUGAGCUCCAUGGAAGAAGUGGAAACUGAAGAGACAGUAACUUGUCUCCAUAUAACUUUGUACCAUCCUUGCCAAGAAGAAAAGCAGGUGUUUCGCAGCUUAAAAUUCCGCAAGCGAGAACGGUGCAGGGUAGAUGAAGUGGCAAAGUUUGGCCGAGAUUCUAACAUCUGCCAUUAUAAUUUAAUGGAUACCCGUGUUUCCCGGGUUCAGUUUACCCUGCAGUUUUUCAGGCAACUCAACAGCUCAGAACUUGGUUUUGAGAUAAAGAACGUGAGCAAAAAGACCAAGCUAAUUGUGGACAAUGUGGAACUGGACUACCUAAACAAAAUUGACCUGCCAUGGAAAUGCAUCAUUCGCUUUGGAGACUACCAACUCUUAAUGCAAAGACAAGAUGGGGAAUCCGUGGAUUAUUUUGAGACUUGCUUUGAGUUGGCCCAAGCUUCACUUUUGCAAGAGAGACACCUGCCUUCACUGCAGCCCAUACCCGAGUGUGGCAUUUCUCCUUCUUUGGUCUAUUCCCAAGGAGUAAGACCAGUAGAGAUGGAUGAAAAUGAUUUGUGAUAGAAGGGAGAAGGUUGCUUUCAACAGUGUGCAAUACCUAAUUCAGUAUAACUUCAGGGGACCAAAUCUUAUCUCCUCAGUGCACUGCAUUUAUUUUGCUUUCCAUAGUUGCCACUGCUGUGUUAUGUAUUCUUCCUCUUGCACACUCUGUUUAAACAUAUCAGAACUUAUUCAUUUACAAAUGUCAUUAGACCUGCAUCAUCUUUACUUAGUGUCCAUCCUGUCUCCUCCCCUCCAUUGUCUUAUCACCUUCUAUGUUUGUCUGUGGUAAACCCCAAUCAGAGUUAGUGGAUCUUUGCAUGGGCCUAAAGGCUCAUGGUAGCAGAUCCAACUGUAGGACUGGGGCCAUAGAGCAUAAGCUCUUUCAGACAGGGUCUACCUGCCCUAUAGUGCUGCUAUUUGGCCAGGUGUCCUGUCAGUGCUCCCUGCCUCACUUUCCCCCAACUGUAGGACUGGGGCCAUAGAGUAUAAGCUCUUUCAGUAAGGGUCUACCUGCCCUAUAGUGCUGCUAUUUGGCCAGGUGUCCUGUCAGUGCUCCCUGCCUCACUUUCCCCAAGUGGGCUAUCAGUAAGUUAAAUGAGGCUUUAUUUAGGGAAUAGCAUCCCUCUGAGGGGUCUAGUUUAUUAACCAGAGCCUCAAUGAGAAUGCAUCCAAAACUUCACUCCAGCGUCUUAGCUGGGAGACAGUCAAUCUUAAUUUAUCCAUCCCACCUGAGUCCACCAGUCCACUCCAGCAGCUCUCUCAGUGGCAAGAAGCCUGAACCAUCUGGUAAGAAUUCUUUCCCCAGACUCAGAUCUGUCACCUGUAGCUCUUCUCUGUAGCAGCAUGUAGUUUCUGACAGAUACAGGGAAUGGCCAGGCUAAGAGUGCAUCUUCUAGGCUCCUGGCUCUGGUAAGGUCUACUUAGGGGGCUUCCUGUCUCCAGGAACCCCUUCCUGGACUUGUUGCUCUGGUGAACUUCCUGGCUCUAGAAACCACCUCAGCUGAGGACUGGUGUCCCUUUGGCAGGGUCAUUAGCUAAUCAGUUGUCAACUAGGUGCAUAGGGAUUUCAUUACCUCCAGGUGGCUGAGUUGGCUUGUUCUCCCUUUCAGGAGCUUAUCCCGGGUAGGCUGGUCUCUGACUCUCCUGAAAGGGCCAGCCCCAGAAACACAGGGUGGGUCAGUCUCUCUCUCUCUCUCUCGUAUGUAUGUAUAUGUUUAAUUUUCUCUGUCAAACAUGGUGCAAAAUCCUGGCUUUAUAAAUAAACCACAAGUGGCCAGGAUUAAUAUACAAAUUUGUUAUAUUGCAUUAUUAACUUUGAUACUGAAGUGCAAUCUGUAUUCAGACUGAGAUCCAUUUUCAACACUAACUUUGAUGUUAGGGUUGAAAAUGAAACUCAAACUUUUUUUAUUCAUAUUUUGUGAAAAUGGAGCUAUUUAGUUGGUAUAUUUAACCUCACAAACAAUUUCUUCUAAUCCUAAAGUGAGCAGAAUGUGCUAUAAUAAAAAUGCUGUUAUCUUCAAAAAUGUGAGUGUAAAUAAAACAAUGUGAAUGUCCAGUUGAGGUUUUAUUAAAAAUGCUUGCAUGCCUUUUGUCCUCUUGUGUGGUUAUAGCUUGUAAGCACAACUAUAUGAGGGAAAAUUAUUCUGAGAUCAAGCUUUACUGCCAAUCGUUCAGCAUCAAAAGAACUGUUUCACAGUUGGUGAUGAGCAUUGCUUCAAGAUCAUGCUAUCAGAGAAAGAGUACCUGCAAUAAUUCCAUCUGGAGACCUACAACAACAUUAGUCACAUAGAUAUGCAUUUUAAAAUUUUAAUUCACCCAGAGUGUGUAAUCCCCUGCACAACAGCCGCUUAUCCCACAAACUUCAGGGCUCUGGCUCUACUUAUUUCAAUUCAGUUCUGGCCCUGAGGGCUGCCUUAAGUUGCUCCCCUGCUGUCACAAACUCUGGGUCUCCUUAGGAGCACAGAACUGCCAAAGCACAGGCCUCUCCCAGCCACAUCCCAGUCCCCUCCCUCUGUAUCC